ACUGAUAUCUCCAUAAAUUUAGUUCACUUCCUUGUUUCAUGUUCUGUGGUUUCGAUGUCGUCGUGGGCGGGUUAUUUCCAGUGAAUGGUAGUUCCUGGUUUUGUGCGGAUCCCCAAGCUAGUGUUUUUUGCAAGAUGCGAUGGAGUUUUCGAGAUUAGAAUUAUGAAGAAAUGGUCAUGAUGCUUACUGGAACUCGCCGUCAUAAAAUCUGAUUUGACCUCUUCACAAGAAACACUCGCUGAUGCCCCUUUGACACCGCUUUACACAUUACCGUAGCGACUGCUUCCAAGAUGGCUCCCUCUGUGUACAACCUGUGGGGCGAGGAGGAGGAGGAGACUACAGAUAUUGAGAUCACGUGUUUCUUACCAAACUCCAUCGUUAUACCGCUAAUAUGCAAACGGGAUGCAACCAUCACAUCCAUCAAAAGAGAUCUCUGGAAGAGGGCCAAGACAUACCCUCUCUACAAAGCUCUCCUAGACCUCAACUUUUACAUCUUCCAGUGCAUAAACCAAAGUGCUGAACAGGAGGAAUUAUUGGACGGCAACCGCCGCCUCUGUGACAUCAAACCUUUCUGGCCAAUGCUUCGUGUCGUCCGUAAGGCUAGUGACGUCGAAGAUAAAGUCUUAAACUCCAAGAUUGGUCUGCUGAUUGGCAAGAGCUUACACGAGUUGGACGGGUUGAAGAACCCCGAGGUAGAAGACUUCCGUCGCAAUAACCGUCGCAUAUGCAUGGAGAUUCAACGAGACCGAGCAUCAUGGGAAUGGGAAAAGAAAGCGUUGUAUCUGUUUCCUCCCCAAGUUGGUGCAUCCAUUGAGAUUCCGGAUAAUAGCAAGAGAAUCUUGAAGGCCAACAACAACAUGUUCUUGGCCACUAUCAUCUUCUGUACAAGCAAGGCUAACCAGCAGUCAGUACUUUCAGCCGAUGCUUAUGAGUAUCCCUCAGAUCUCGUCAAGCGAGCAGUCAAUAAGAUGCGGCAACCUGCCGAAGAGGAAGAUCAGUACAUGAUCAAAGUCAAAGGCAAGCAAGAUUACUUGAUGGGCAACUACCCACUCAGCCAGUUCAUGUACAUCAGGACUUGCAUUAGCACAGAUAGUAGACCAGAGCUCCUGCUACUAAAGAAAUCCGACAUGAAAGUGGACGAACUGUUUGUCAAUCCAAUGCUGACGGCUCUCUUACAAAAAGAAGACGAAUCCCCGUCCAUCCCUCCAAAGAAAGGAAAGACGCUAAGCUGGGAUAUUCAGGAAAGAUUUAAAGUCACAUUCCACGGAGCGCUUAAUGUCAACAUCGUAGACAAAGCUUGGCUACAAGUACGCGCAGGCGUGUACCACGGAGGGGAAAAACUCUGUCAAAAUUUCCUGUCCAAGGAGAUAGAGGGGCCCGAUCCUGUCUGGAAUGAGGAAUUCUGUGCUGACAUCGAAGUCUGUAACUUACCUCGAAUGGCUCGACUAUGCAUUCUUAUCUGUACCAACAAACAGAAGGGAAAGCCCUCAGGAAAGGGAAAUAAAGCCAACAAAAACAUCAAAAGGGAAUCGAUUCCCUUAGCUUGGGUCAACACAACCUUCUUCAACUAUCAGCACAAUCUACAGACUGGUAAGGUGAAGUUCUACAUGUGGCCAGCAUCUGAGGACUUUGACUUGAAUCCCCUGGGGUGCGUUGGUUCCAAUCCGGACCAUGACGAUGCUACGAGCAUUGAGGUGUCAUUUCAUUCUUACAGGGCAGCACACAAAGGCACAGUGUCCUAUCCACCAUUUGAUACUGUGAUAGAAAGAGCAGCAACCAUCGCAGCAACAGAGGAAACAUAUCUAUCUCACGUGUCUAUAAAUGACCAGAAGCUGGAGGAACUACGAACCAUGGUUGAGAAGGAACCACUAGAACCUCUGAGUGAACAAGAAAACAAUGAUCUAUGGAAUGCAAGACAAGAUUGUCGAGAUCACAUCCCGCAUUCCUUACCACGACUACUUACAUGUGUCCGUUGGUCCGAUAAGGAUUGUGUAGCUCAGAUGCAAGCACUUCUUCAGAUUUGGCCAGAAUUGAAGCCAGAGGAAGCCAUGGAACUCCUGGAUUACCGCUACCCGGAUCUCUCUGUCCGCAAAUUUGCUGUGGAAUGUCUCAACAACUUGGUUGAUUCUCAACUUUCUCAGUACCUACUACAACUUGUCCAAGCUCUCAAGUAUGAAACACAUCUGGACUGUGAACUGGGACAGUUCUUACUCAGGAGAGCACUGGCCAAUCAGAGAAUAGGACACUUCCUGUUUUGGCAUCUCAGAGCUGAGAUGCAUCAGCCGGCUGUAUCGACACGUUUUGGGUUGAUGUUGGAGGCGUACUGUCGGGGUAGUAUCGCCCAUAUGGCAUCACUCAUCCGACAGGUGGAAUCUCUGAACAAGAUGAAGUCAGUCAACGAGUUGAUUAAAAGCAAAAACGCCACUAAGCAAUCAAACCUUGAACUCCAGACCAUAAUGAGAGACAUCUUGAAGCAGGAGUCCUAUCAUGAAGCGCUGUCCAACUUUGUCUCGCCGCUGUCGCCGUCCUACAAGCUCAAGAGCCUCAGGCUUGAGAAGUGUAAAUUCAUGGCUUCCAAGAUGCGUCCAUUGUGGCUGGUCUUUGAAAACGAGGAUCCUAUCGGAGACAACAUCUUUCUCAUGUUUAAGAACGGUGAUGAUUUACGUCAGGACAUGUUGACAUUACAAGUGAUGCAGAUCAUGGAUAACAUCUGGCAGGAAGAAGGAUUAGAUCUGAGGUUGAUUCCCUACAAAACCUUAGCAACAGGCAACAAGAUUGGAAUGAUCCAGAUUGUCACGGAGGCAGAGACCAUCGCUACGAUCCAACAGAGUGAUGGAGGGGGGAAGUUAGGUGCUACAUUCCGCAAGGCGGCGCUCUUCAACUGGCUGAGGAAACACAAUCCUACAGAUGUUCAGUUCAAUCGCGCCAUUGAAGAUUUCACUCUGUCGUGUGCUGGUUACUGUGUUGCAACCUACGUGCUGGGGAUUGGAGACAGACAUAACGAUAACAUCAUGGUCAAGAAAACUGGCCAGCUGUUUCACAUUGACUUUGGUCACUUCUUGGGCAACUACAAGCGAAAGUUUGGAUUCAAACGAGAGCGUGUGCCAUUUGUUUUGGUCCAUGAUUUUGUCCAUGUCAUCACACGUGGAAAGGGGAGCAAUACAACCACAGAGUUUGAGACUUUCCGCAAGUGCUGUGAGCAGGCCUUCAUGAUUCUUCGUCAACAAGGCAACCUCCUCAUCAAUCUCUUUGCUAUGAUGCUUUCAAGCGGUAUCCCCGAGCUCUCAGAUGAGACCAUCAAGUAUCUCCGGGACACCUUGGUCCUGGAUCGUAGCGAUGAGGAAGCACUCAAGCAUUUCAAAGGGAAAUUCACCGAGGCACUCAAGAACAGUUGGAAGACAAGUCUGGAUUGGUGGGCACACAUCAUUGCUCAUAGAAAUGAGACCAAGAAAAAGGACUAGACUUCCCUAGUCAAGCUGGACCUUAACGUCCAUGUCAAUCAGUUAGUCAGUUAGUCACAUCAUUGCUCAUAGAAAUGAGACCAAGAAAAAGGACUAGACUUCCCUAGUCAAGCUGGACCUUAACGUCCAUGUCAAUCAGUCAGUCAGUUAGUCACAUCAUUGCUCAUAGAAAUGAUACCAAGAAAAAGGACUAGACUUGCCUAGUCAAGCUGGACCUGAACGUCCAAGUCAAUCAGUCAGUCAGUUAGUCACUCUCUUGUUUGCCAAUCAGUCAGUCGGUAACUCUCUUGCUUGUCAGUCAUCAGUGACUCGGGGAGUUAGUCAGUCACUGACUAGUCUAUUAGUCAGUCACUCAGUGACUCAGUCACUCAUUCUGUUAAUCAGUUACUCAGUCAAUCAGUGACUCAGUCACUCAUUCUGUUAAUCAGUUACUCAGUCAAUCAGUGACUCAGGUACUCAGUCAGUGACUCAGUCAGUCAAUGACUCAGUCACUCAUUCUGUUAAUCAGUGACUCAGUCAAUCAGUGACUCAGUCAAUCAGUGACUCAGUCACUCAGUUACUCAGUCAGUCAGUGACUCAGUCACUCAGUCAGUGACUCAGUCAGUCAAUGACUCAGUGAGUUAGUGACUCAGUCUGUUUAACAGUCACUCAGUCAAUCAAUGACUCAGUCACUGAGUUACGCAGUCAGUCAAAGACAGCAUGAUUGUAGAUGUGUAACAAAGAAAAUGCCUUUGUUAAAGUCAAGAUAGUUUUAAGACAAUCUUGAAGUCAAUUUAAGAUUCAGUAAUUGUCUUUAUGUAAAGAAUGGAUGUCUUAUUGUUUUCUGGUGCGGAGUUAUAUUUUGUCACAGAUGUUAAGGUUAUUGUUUCUUAUGUAUCACUGUAUUGUACAAUAAUUGUCUGCUAAUUUUUCUAUGUUUGCUACCUUGUAGAUCUUUAUUAUAAACGAUUAUUGUACAGACUUCUAGAUUUAUUUUUUUUCUUUUGAUAUUAUUUCUGUGGCGGAUAUUCGUUUCAACUACAUGUAUAUUCCAUAAUUGUUUGCAUACUUUGACAAAAAAUAUAUAUAUAUUUUGUGUGUACGGCACGAGUUGUUUGCACACAUUAUUUUCCUUUGUACAGAUUUUCUGUAAACCCUGUCAUCCUGUGCAAUGGUUUAUACUCGGACAAUUUUGUACUUUUAUGUAAUUUGUAUAUUUUCCUUUUUCCUGAAUCGUUCAGCUGACUUUUGUGCUUGGUUUGAUACUUGACACUUUCAGUUUUGCACCAGGGAAAAUGCUGGUUGUCACACCCUACAGAUUCUGCAUCAAGAUAUCUUAGAUUGGGGGCCAAGUGUAUUUAGACUCCCAUUCUUCAAUCCAGUGUCAUCACAAACAAAACAAAGUACCAAAUCUUGGCCAGUGCUUUUGGCAGACUGCAGACGCUAAUCGUGACAAAUGCCAUUAGUUUGCAUUUCCAGCCGACCACAAGAGGCUGAAAAACAUACCAUGCAUACUUAUGUACAUGGUAACGGUUUAAUGUGGACACUUUGCACUUGGCAAUGCGUGGCCUGAACAGGGUAUGAUAACCACUUCUACAGUACAUGGGAUGUGCUUUAGGAACUUCCAAACCAAAAGUGGACCAUGCUUGAGAAUAUUUUCAUCUCAGGUUGCUUUUAAAGGACCCUGACUGUAGAAAGAACUGUAAGCCAGAGCUGAAGCCAAGAUUUCGAACACCUGUAUGAGGUAUUAAAAGGGUGAAUACAGUAAAGGGUGUGGCGUCCUCUAUUGAUAAAACAGAUAUUAUGGCAGUCUUGUGAGUAAAGUCUCACAACAGAUACGAUGAUUGUGAGGAUGAUUGUCUCACAAAAGUCAUAUUGUCAUAACUGUCAGGUGUGUUUGCUAAGUGUUGUUAUUAUAACAUAUUUCACUUCAGACUGAUAGAAAAAGAAAGAAUUAAGUUUCUGACCAUUCUUCAUGUCUUGUCUGUGUGGCAGUUUACUGAGUGACAUGUAUGUGACCCGCUCCACAAACAAAGAGUAUUUUGUCGCACUGUGCAUUAUCGUGUAAUGGCCCACUCAACGUUGAGAGGGUGAACAUUUCUUCAAAAUGUGAUGUUAAUUGUUUGUCAUGAAUGAUAACUUUAAUACCUUAAGGUUCAGGUUUCAUUCACAGAGAUGUUGAUUUCAAUUAAUAAAGUGGGGAAAAACGACCAUUUUGAGUGCAUCGUUCUGUUGUUCUACAACAGAGCCAGCUAUUUUAAAGCCUGUUUUCUCAGUUGUGUAAUUUGAACUCCAAGGAAGUUGUUAAUAUGCAAAUACUGUAAGUCAUAUCUCUAGAAUGGGAAGGGCUAUGGAGUUGUACUUUAUGCCAAAUGAAAGCUUACAUUGUGGGCUAUCCAACCACAAUUCAAUGUCACUUAUUUGUAACAUAAUAUCCUCUUUUUUGUGGAGCAGAUCACAUAUUGUCCCUAUUGUCACAAAGGAACAAAGGUCUUCUCAUAAAAAUUAUAUUUGCCACUCCAAAUCUAAAGUAACAUAUGUAUCCGGUCACCUUUAAACAGAAAAAAAAAAUUACGUUUGUUUGUUAAAGAAUCAUGAAGAACAAAAAUUACAACGAAAACAAAAGAUAUAUAUUUUUGUACAGAAAAUAGUAGAAGUAUUGUAUUAAAAAAAUGCAGCAUUUAUAGAUUUUAAGGUAUUGAUGCAUUUGGUAUUGUAAAGUAUCUUGGCAGCAAUGUUUGUAUAUGUUCAGCUGUCAAUGUUUUUGAUAGUCAAUAUAAGAACCAACCUAUUGGUCUUGGCAGCUCUUUUAAGCUGCCUUUUUAAUUUGUUAAUGCAUACAUCUUUUUUUUCUUACACGGUGCUUGUGCCUUGAGCUGAUGGCACACACUAAGUAGAUGUAGUUUACCAUUUGUCGUAACCACUUCUUGUUUUUUGUUUUGUUUUGUUGAAAUUGUGUAACCAAGGCAAUAUUUUGGAGACGUGCCAAAUCAGCCCCAAGUCAAUACCUAAUUGGGCAUACACUCCUCUUGCCUUCUCAUUAGUUUUGUCAAUUGGUGGGUGAAAUCUCAAUGGCAGUAAAACAUUUUUUUUUACAAAACAACUUGUUUACCUCACCUGGGUGAUGACUUUGUGUAUUUAAGUAGUUCUGGCUAUCACACGAUAAAGGUCACAAUUUCUCAUUUUAUUUAUAUAUUUUAAUAUUUUUUUCAUUUUGCCAGGGAAGCCCGACCAUUUGUCUAAGAACCCUGUUCUCCGUGGGGGCCCUGGGUCACAGCAUAAAACACCACCAAAAGUUAAACAAAAAUGUUAAAACAUAAAUGUACAGUUUUGAAAUUAGAACAGAUAACGGUGAGGAUUGAAAUCAGCACAAGACAAAAAAAACGGAUAAAAUGUGCACAGUUUUAUGCAUUAUCUCCGAUUCUUUAUACAGGGUGAGUCAGAAAGAUGGAUACCCUUUAAAGACAAGUAUUAAAGCAAUUUCAAGAACGACACACAAACUACAAGGUUUUAGCAAUCACCUAAUGUUUGUUUCAUCAAUUUUACUUUUGUUUUUCGGGAGAUUUUCCCCCCAAAUUAAUAAAAAUCAAGUUUGUCCACGGAUCACUGAAUCAGGCUAACAUGUCGCGUUUUGUUUCUUUACUUAUCGUAUUGUUUAUUCAACAAUGUUUUGGACUAUUGCAGAGCUGAUAGAUUUAUACAAACAUUUGACAUGAAUACAGUUUUCUGAAGCAAUUCCUGACUGAGAAUGAUUUAGGAUUCCAUUGUAUGUCAUUCACGCCUUGCCUGUAGUAAAACUGACACGUCUUUGCAUAUUGGGUAUCUGUGGACAACUUUGUUUCCCCCUAUUAUGUUUCGAAACGCUUUUAGAAAUUGUGUCGUAUUGCGUUUCCCAUCUCACCAGAUGACGGCUAAUGUCAUCAGGGGUUUCAAAUGAUGUAGGCCUGCUAUUAUAUUUAUAUGCUCCAUGUCUUCAAAAAAACAUUUAAGCAUUUUUUCAGAAAUAGGAUACCCAUUUUUCUGACUCGCCCUGUAUUUUGAUUUUGUUUUAGUUCAGACACUUACAGUAACCUAAUAAGCCCGUUUGAAUUUGAACUCGACCAAAUAUUAGAAUUCAGUAUAUUUCUUUCAUCCGAUACUUUUUCCGUCAUUGAUGGUUUUUAAAAGGAAUCGUUGUGCAACAAAGAAACACUAGAAAUCAGAGAUGUUUUGGAAUCAUUCCAAAUCGAAUUGUUUCCCAAAUUGAUUGGAAGAGACCUCUACGUCUUUACGCAUUGCACAAGCCGUAUUUUUGGUUUCAUGUUUGAAUUAGGAGCUAAAUUAAGAGCAUAAAUUAGGUCGGACAUAAUUGAUGCAUUUAAGCAGAAUAUGUUUUAGUCGAGUUGUUCUGAAUGUAUUUAAGUAGGUAUAUAAACAGAAGGUUAACACAUAUUAAAGCAUCAUUUUGGAGCAUCAAGAGACUUAAUUGUUUUACAAGGUAACAGAAUUACAGAAAUUCUUUAUGUUGCAACAUGAAGAAGGACCAACAUGUUGGUUCUUCGUGUGGAGUUUUGUGUUGCAAUUGUUCAAAAUGUGGUCCGUGCUUCGUACAUUGAAAGCAUUAAGUACAGUACUGGCUUUGCGAUUCCAGUUUACCAUGUAACUUGUGAGAGAACAUUAAAAUAUCACAAAAUAUCAAAUUUUUAAGUUAAUAUUCUUAAAAUUGUUCUUAAAUUUACUUAUUCAGUAUUUAAAUCAUGCAAAAUAAGAAGAAUUUGUUACUCAUUACUUAUUGGAUAUUUAUCAGAGAAAAGGGUUUAAAUAUCAAAUACAUGUAUUGCAUUACAAGGAAGGAGUAUAUCAACUAAAUUGGGUCCCAUUUUACAAAAUGUCUUUGUGUAAAGAAUUUAACGAAAACAUCUUAUAGCCCAUGGCAAUCAUGUACAUUUAGAGUAUUUGUUUUGUAAGCAAAGGUUAUGUGAAGUGACGUCAAGAAUGUAUACUCAAAGGAAACUGUAAAUUUUCAUUAAAGUUGCAUAGAACUUUAGUGUGAGUGUGCAUGA
This is a messenger RNA of Patiria miniata (bat star), 8482 nucleotides long. RefSeq names its product phosphatidylinositol 4,5-bisphosphate 3-kinase catalytic subunit beta isoform-like. The record is from RefSeq and is a predicted model, not a curated record. Gene Ontology annotation, cellular component: cytoplasm; plasma membrane; phosphatidylinositol 3-kinase complex. Gene Ontology annotation, molecular function: 1-phosphatidylinositol-3-kinase activity; 1-phosphatidylinositol-4-phosphate 3-kinase activity. The transcript has 19 exons. Gene Ontology annotation, biological process: phosphatidylinositol-3-phosphate biosynthetic process; phosphatidylinositol 3-kinase/protein kinase B signal transduction; phosphatidylinositol-mediated signaling. NCBI's taxonomy places the organism in Eukaryota, Metazoa, Echinodermata, Asteroidea, Valvatida, Asterinidae. The coding region runs from base 291 to 3461 and encodes 1056 amino acids.